Molecule: messenger RNA, 2100 nt
Organism: Aspergillus piperis CBS 112811
Lineage: Eukaryota; Fungi; Ascomycota; Eurotiomycetes; Eurotiales; Aspergillaceae
Product: C2H2 type zinc finger domain protein
Exons: 5
Coding region: 1-2100 (699 amino acids)
Biological process (GO): regulation of transcription by RNA polymerase II; DNA-templated transcription
Cellular component (GO): chromatin
Molecular function (GO): RNA polymerase II cis-regulatory region sequence-specific DNA binding; zinc ion binding; DNA-binding transcription factor activity, RNA polymerase II-specific
Source: RefSeq, a predicted model, not a curated record
AUGAUCGCUACUGCAUUCCGCCCUAAUACGGGAUCGAAGCCUUUCAUCUGCAAAGAAUGUCGGCGACCUUUUGCCCGCCAGGACGCUCUGACCCGGCAUGAAAAGCUUCACACCCGCGCGGCCAACGCCAAACAGGCCCAAGUACAGCAAUCUUCCGUACAUGUUCCUCCGCAGACGACAUCUUUGGAUGCUCUGCCCUGGGAUGCCAGCCGCGCCCCAGCACCACCCAUAGUCUCUACCUCUGCAUCUAAUCAGGCAUGGGAGACGUCCCAGGCUGAGCAACAUCCGGGCCUGCAACAUGCGGCUUCCGAUCUUGAUUUCGCCCUGAUUUGGCCUGACUCAGAGAAUCUUUUCCAAAGUAUCAUGUCAUCCGAUGCUACCGACCAAUGGCAGAUGCCAUUAGGAGCUUUGCCCUUCCCACCAGUUGUACAAGAUGUUAAUGGGAUGAACUUUGGGUCACCGAAUUCGUUUGACGACAGAGGGUCGUCAAUAGGUACAAUUCCCUCAGGUGGAAGCCACCAGGCCGUGCGGGAUGUUACCGAGAUGGUGACAAGUUCGUCAUCAAGUGUCACAGCUGCAAUCAAAGCGACCUCGAUAACAUCAGUCUUCUUAGAUGAAUGUCUGCAUAUGUUCUUCGUGCGGUUCAUUCCCACGUUCCCGGUUCUACACCGAGCAAUUUUCGUUUUCCGCGAGUGUACACAUCCUCUUCUUCUCAAUGCUAUGGCAUUGGGGUCGUUAUACUUGGGUCCGAAAGAUUCUGUAGCUAAGGGGGAGGCUUUAUGGCGCUUGGCACAUACUGCUAUAGCAACCUCUUGGCAAUCAUUGAUCACCCAUCGAGGGCCUUACGAUGUCUGCAAAGGAGUACAGCUCCUCAUUACCGCUCUGCUUGGCCAAAUAUACGGUGCUUUGUCUAAGAACCGGGUUAUCCGUACGACGAGUCAGGUCUUCCGCCCACUUGGCUUCCUAUGGGCAAGACACUGUGGGAUGCUGGAUGCCGACCCUUUUCCCAUGGAGAAUGUGCCUUUCCCAAACUCGCCCAGCACAGAAAAGGAGUACAAAUGGCGUACAUGGGCAGCUCGAGAGAUUCAACAACGCGCGUUACUAGCGUAUCAUAUAUUAGAUGGCCUCGUCGCGCAGAUGUCUGGUGACAGUGCAUCUACUCGGCAUGUAGCCAACCCUCUGCAUCUCCCCAGCAGCGAAGCUGCCUUCGAUGCCGGCAAUGUCGACGAAUGGAUCGCUAUCAUGCGUACGCAGAAGGUGGAACAACCAUCCUUCCGGUUGGUGUUCCGCUCCCUCUUUCCUCCCAUCGGAAGCUUUCGACCUCUAGACUUCCAAUUUUCUGCCUUUGCAUUACGUGUUGUCCUAGAAGGCCUACAGUCUCUUGUGUCGGAUUCGGAUGAAAGCGAUCUUGCUGCCGUCGGGGUUCCCGGCCGUUCUGAUGUCCGGAGAGCAUUGGCUCAAGUACAUGAAACUAUAACCAUGAGUAUUCAUCUCUCUGCACCGGAGCGUCUUGAGGUUCUUCUGCGUUGGCAUACGAUAUGUCUCGACACCAUGAUCAACUCUACAGUACUCUGCAGACAUGUUUGUUCCCGAUAUGACAUUACGCAACACGUUUCCGGAGGCUCCCGGACCAUCAAGCCAGGAUUCGACAUGGCCAAAUGGGUCAAUACUGAAGAUGCUCGUCGUGCUUUGCUGCACGCUAUUGCCAUACAAGAUAUUGUCGAACAACUCCCGAGAGGCAGGGCCCAUGUUAUCCACAUGCCAAGCUCUUUGUUCUCGGCCACAACAAUAUACGUUGUCUUCUCUCUUGCUGGUGUGGCGAAUAUUCAUCUUCCACGCACGAUUGUCUGGCAGGACGCCCUGCUUUCGCGCGCUGAUCUGAACCUCGGGUGCGAGAACAUUCGCCCCUCGACUGGUUCUGAAACACGGCGUUUUGUCGAGGAGGGACGAACAGACUCUCCCCCUGGCAUGGGAGCGGUGCGUAAUCUGUUGUAUGAGAUGAACUCGUUGCAGAAGCUGUUCCGCUGCAUGUUCUCACAGUGGGGCAUUGCGCAUGACAUGGAGGAGAUUAUUGACCAGUGGAUUACUCUCUGCCAUUAG